AUGUUUUCACAUAGAACCCCUCCGACCGAGUCUACGAGGAUCGCGGGAGAGAGCGGAGGUUCUAAACUGGUGAGCACAUUAGUUACAUCAAACACCAUAACCAAGCCACCCACACAGAAGCCAUCAGAUCCGGUACCAUCCCGUGGCACUAACUCUCCUAGUGAGAAGGGCUCGCAGAGCUCGCCCCCUCCACACCCACAGACUAAAACCAAAUUAGAACUUGCCAGAGCCUAUGUAAUAAUAGUGAAGCGAAACAUCUCCCUGUCGAGAAAUUUGAAGUCUGAAAUCAAGGCAGAGGUACUCGAAGCAAUCGACUAA
Molecule: messenger RNA, 318 nt
Organism: Arctia plantaginis
Lineage: Eukaryota; Metazoa; Arthropoda; Insecta; Lepidoptera; Erebidae
Source: the annotation of a GenBank genome assembly